AUGUCCCCUCUCAGAGGUUACAUCACAUCAUACCCGCCCCGUGUGCGCCAAUAUGGCAAUGCGCUUCUCACCCCGAUUAUCCCACCCAGCCAAGUUGGCCCGACUUCACGGACGACCAAGCGAGGAACCGCCGCUAUCAAUUAUGCGGAAGAUGGUUACGACGAUGAAGACUUUGAGGACAGCGAGGGUCCUCGGCGGCCAACCGGGCUAAGGAGCCUUCGACGGGAAGAGUCAACGUUCGACAAGGUGCCACUGGCGGAGAAGCUGGGGAAAGAGAUACACGCCCCUGUUGAGGUCCAAGGGGUUUUUCGCGAUUGGAUGAUCAAGAGAAUGUUGCGACCAGCUUGCGCCGAUCAACUGCAAAUCCAAGCGCAGCUUCCUCUUACCCUUAUACCUAUCCGAAUUGAUUUGGAGGCGCUGCCUGCCUAUCGCAUCAAAGACACGUUCCUUUGGAAUCUUCACGAGGCUCUUGCGACUCCCGAAGAGUUUGCCGUAGGAUUCGUUCGCGAUAUGGACCUACCGAAUCCCCAGGCCAUGACGAUGGCUAUUAGCAACCAGAUUCGUCAACAAUUGGAAGAAUAUGCCGGCGUUGCCCUGCAUCCCAUACUAAACCCGGAUGACGCGUAUCGGUGCAUGAUCAACCUAAAUAUCAACUUGCAAAACAAACUGUACACGGACAAGUUUGAAUGGUCUCUAUUGCAUCCUCCGGGUAUGGCGGAGGAGUUUGCCAGAAUUACGUGCGCGGACCUUGGUCUAGGUGGGGAAUGGGUCGGGGCCAUUGCGCAUGGCAUCUACGAAGCCGCUCUGAAAUUGAAGAAAGAAGUAUGCGAAAGUGGUGGACUCAUCAGCGGCAUGGGUGGUUAUGGUAAUGAGAUCGACAAUCAAGCUGCCAACGGCGCGGAGGCGGGCUGGCGUUACGAUCCCGAGGGACUAGGCGACGAAUGGGAACCUAAGGUGGAAACGCUGUCAAAGGAGGAAAUUGAGAAGCGUGAGGGUGAUCGCGAACGUCAGAUUCGUCGUCUACGUCGAGAGACGGCCAGAUUCUCCUCGACUGCGGGCAUAACGCCCGACGCCUCCCGACAGGGCAGUGGUUACUUUGACGUCGACAGUGAGACGCCGCUCGGAAGAGGCGAGCGGAGCAAACGGAAGAGACGAUUCCGCAGCCUGAGUCCCUCGGGGAGAGGAGGAACCCCUGGAGGACGAGGGACUCCGGACACUGGUUCAGGAGCUGGCUAUGGUGGAGGUGGCGGUACACUUGCUGACUGGGAGCGCCAAACUUGGAGAUGCACCAACUGUAUGGUUUGGGGUACGGCGGUUUGGGCCGUACGAGAUGGCCCAGCAGGUCCAAGAACGCUCUGCCACAACUGUGGUCUUUUGUACGAACGAGACAAGGUGGCCCCCGAAUGGUCCAGAGAUCUACACCGUCACGAUAUGCCCAUCGGCCGGUAG
Molecule: messenger RNA, 1449 nt
Organism: Aspergillus niger
Lineage: Eukaryota; Fungi; Ascomycota; Eurotiomycetes; Eurotiales; Aspergillaceae
Exons: 6
Coding region: 1-1449 (482 amino acids)
Biological process (GO): regulation of transcription by RNA polymerase II; chromatin remodeling
Cellular component (GO): RSC-type complex; nucleus; nuclear chromosome
Molecular function (GO): transcription coregulator activity; zinc ion binding
Source: RefSeq, a predicted model, not a curated record